Messenger RNA from Pestalotiopsis fici W106-1, 366 nucleotides. RefSeq lists its product as uncharacterized. The coding region runs from base 1 to 366 and encodes 121 amino acids. The record is from RefSeq and is a predicted model, not a curated record. The transcript has a single exon. NCBI's taxonomy places the organism in Eukaryota, Fungi, Ascomycota, Sordariomycetes, Amphisphaeriales, Sporocadaceae.
AUGACCUUCUUGAGUUCUUUGCAGCCGGGCAGUAGCAACACCCUCUUCCUUUGGACACCGAUCGGAAUCCAAACUGGCAUACUUGUAGCUGUCGGUCUUCAAGAAUGUGCAUCAAUGGUGUCCUGGAGGAAGAUUCGCGGCUUGAUACUUUCAACUUUGGAGGGACUACGAGUUUUCAUGGGCGCAGAGGACUCGCAACUUCCCAGAUAUGAAAGUGGUCAGUAUGCACCGUCGCUGCCAAGCCUUGCGAAUCGGAAUGCACGUCAGACAUUGUCGUCGCCAACGCCAGACUCCGUCACGGUAUUCCAGCGCAGUAUUGUCACGUCUGGCGAUGGCUCUGAGGACAACCCAUGGAGGUUCCAUUGA